Protopolystoma xenopodis is the source of this 369-nucleotide messenger RNA. NCBI's taxonomy places the organism in Eukaryota, Metazoa, Platyhelminthes, Monogenea, Polystomatidea, Polystomatidae. The record is from the annotation of a GenBank genome assembly.
AUGCCAGCCUCUCUGGUCGCAGCGUCAAUCUGUCUCGCCCACUUUGUGCUUCCCAGCCUGUCCAUCCCACACCGUCGGACCGUUGCCAGGUUUCGUCGAGUGCACACUUUCGUGUCUCUCUCUCUCUCUCUUUCAGACUGCGGGAUCGGCCGGAGUGAAUUGGACAGUGUUGCCGUCACCUCGCUUGGCCACACGUUAACACCACAUCGUCAGGGUGAGGGAUACCAGUCGGAGGGAGAGUCACACGUGUCUGCUUGUCGGGCGAUACAGUCACACACACGAGCCGUUCUGAGAGCCAGAGGUGCCAAGAGAUUCCGAGGCUUCCAGAUGACGGCAGACGUGUUGACCAAUUGGCCCAGCAACCAAUAA